Molecule: messenger RNA, 816 nt
Organism: Amoebophrya sp. A25
Lineage: Eukaryota; Dinophyceae; Syndiniales; Amoebophryaceae
Source: the annotation of a GenBank genome assembly
AUGCUGGACACAGACCCGCGUCUCGAUAAUUCCUCUACCACCGACCAAGAACGCGGGACAGCUUCGUUUGGAUCGCCUCCUGUGGCCUCAUCAUCGGCAUUAUGGUCAACAACUUGUUCCACGACUUGUUUAUUGUGCUUUUCCAUGUCUCAGAUCAGAGCAUCUCGAUACAACCUACUUUCUUCGGUAGACUGCAAGGAGAUGAAGGGUGUCUCGAUACAACCUACUUUCAUCUCCGGUCGUGGACAACUACAAGAACAAGUGGAUGGCUUAUAAUAUAAGGUACUGAAAUGAGGAAAGGACUUGGAUGAACUACAACUAAAGCAUACUCUAAGAGUUACAGGAUGUUGGCUGCACCGAAGAGAUGGAGUUCCCGGUUCUCCCGAUUCAGACGGAAUAAAAUUCCAAAGAGGAUCAGGAUCUUCCGUCCGUCCUCAUCCUUCAGACAAAGAUGUUGUGCAAGGCAGCGUUGUUUUUGGAAGGACGAGGAGUGAUAAAAAUAAACCAGAAGAUGUUGCCUCGUUCGACGAGGUGGAUGAAGUAGAUGAGCAUUCGCCAUUUGUCGUGGUGAGGGAAAAAACAAAUAAAACUAUGUCAGCGUGGUCAGCGUUUUCACGAAAUUGUGGUAGACAUCAACAUCAAGGGUCCUCGUCUUCCUCGUCGAGAGCAGUACGUGGUAGACCUCGUAGAGGUACACCAGCACCAGCGUCCUUAAUGUCAUCUUCGGGUAGUCGUGGAAGCGGAACCGGUGGUGCACCAACUUACACUGCUGCUGGCAGUACCAAAGCGGGCAGUACUCCCUACAGCAGUACCAAG